AAAAACUUUACAUAGUAAAAAGCAAUGUUUAGUAGAACAUGCUUCAAUACCAACAUGGGAAGUAAGGUCUGUAUGUCACUCAACAUGCGACUACUUUGUUUUAUAAGCCAAGUUCACAACUGAGAUUGCAAUAUCAGACAUAUAAUUGAAUAUGUGGAGUGAUAUAUCAUAUAGAUGAAUAAAAAACACAUUCUGGAUUUGUAAAAGAAGAAUUAGGCUCAUGUAAGGACAUACCACCUAUUUUCCCCCAUGGCUGGCAACACAAACCUUCUAGGUUUGAUCCAGAAUGAAAAAGCUGAAAUUAAGCUACAAUUGGUCAUGUAGCCAUAAACACAAGUAAAACGUACUUUUUGGAAAUCUAUAGGAUUGUUUUAUAAUGUGGAACAAAUUAUUUUAUUUAGUGUCUUACAUAAUUGGUCAUGGGUCUGAAAUAGACCAAUAGGUCUAUUACCACACUAUCAGAACAAAAAGGGUUAAAAGCUGUCAACUUUGUACCUAAACAGUCCAUAUUGGCACCUUAAAAAUACAUAUUAGUACCUAAAGUAAACAUCAGGGUUCCUCAAUUGCGGCCCGAGAGAAUAAUGUUUGGCCCGCUUUAAUGUGGCAUGAAAAUUCGAACACACCUUCAGAAAGUGACAUUAAAUUGUGUCAAUAUCAGACGCGAGCGUGCGGCACAACAAAGCUUCGCAGUGAGUUCACAUUUUAAGUUUGCUUUAUCCUAAAUUAUUUUCAAGAUCUGAGGUAAAUUAUCUGUUGUUGCUUUCACUAUGGCUGUAAAGAUCACGCAAACUAGUAUUCAACUUCACAUUAGACACUUUUAACUUUGAAUAAAGCAGAUAAUCAUUACCUGAGAUUAUCAAUGUCAUAUUUUAUUUCUGCCAAAACGUCACAGAAAAUAAAAACCAUUUCUAAAAUAGAAUUCUGUGUUGCUUAUUGUGACGUGUCAUUGUUGCGGGUGAUUGAGGAACCCUGGUGUACAUAUUAGUCUAAAAAAGGUGCAAAAGUGUACAUUUUGAAAAGGUUCUGCCCCAGUGACAGCUUUAGUACCUUUUAUUCUAAGAGUGCAGGUUAAAUUACAAAUAUGUUUUAUGAUUUUUUUUUCAAAUAGUUUUUUUUAACAAGGCUUUUAAAAAAUAUUGUCUAAUUAUAAAAUGUUUCUUUGCUGAUACAAAACAACUCACAUGGUUUAGUAAAAGGUUUACUACCGACAUAAUAAUUUUGUUCUCUUCAUGUCUUAGAUAUAGGGUACCACUUUUCUCUCAUAUCAUGCUUUAAAUCACUGAUGGUUAGAAAGUAUGUUUUAUUUCCCUACUUUAAUUAGAUUUAGUCAGACUGUUUUUGCAAUGACUGAAUCAGCACCCAACUGACUAGUAGCCUAUUAGUAUUUCUUUCAGAAGGUAAUGUACGCAGAUUUAGUACAUCGUAUUUUCAUGUUAUUCAAAAGCUCAAUUAAUUUAUUAUACUAUCUCAUUAUAUUCAGUAAUCGAUGGAUAUUCCCGCAUGUGCUGCAGCAACAGCAGGCUCCCUAUCACCACCUCCCACUUACAAUGACUUUAAUAAGUUUCCCCUUUAUGAGGAAAUAAUUCCAGAUUCACCACCACCCGAUUAUACCGUUGCCAUAGCCCCAGCUGCUGACAGGGAGAGAGCCAAUCUUCAAGAGAUUCCUCAAAACCCUAACAGGAGGGCAAACCCAUAUCCUGUCCUCAAUGUGCCACGAAUCGAAAUAAUCGAACACAGAGAACAAACAUUCAUACAGCAGAUAGUGCAGCCUGUAGCUCCUCAGGUGGUCGUGGUGCAGCCACAGCAGAUGCUUGUUCUUUUGGAUGACACACCGACAGCGACUGUGUGCAAGUACUGCAAUAAAAGCAUCAUCACUAAUGUAAAAUAUAAAUCUGGUUCUGCUGCAUGGGGCAUGUGCUGUUUAUUGACUAUACUUGGGCUCAUUUGUGGAUGUUGCCUCAUCCCAUUCUUUGUCAGCGGUUUUAAAGAUGUCCAUCACUCCUGUUCUUACUGCCAUAAGCAUUUGGGAAUAUACACCCGUAAAUGACUUUAUUUCCAAACUCUCACACACAUUCAACAUUAUGAUCAAUACUUGCAUUUUAAAAGUCUAUAAACUGCCAUAAUGUAUUAAAACAAUUAUAAUGCAAAACAUAUUUGCUCAUGAUUUACUUAAAAAAAAAAAGCUAAAUAUCUUUACAUAAAAAAUUUCCUUCAAUAUAAAUGAGGCUGUUAUUUUACAAAUACCACUUGUGAUUGAACAUUUUAUCUAUAUUGUUGAGGAAAAUAUGCAAUUGUCCUAUUGCAAGUUUGCAAGUCCUUUUAAUGUAGUGCCUUUGUGUUGUAACCGAAUGUUAUCGUGAUUGUUUUUAUUAAAAAAGUGGUUU
This is a messenger RNA of Carassius carassius (crucian carp), 2384 nucleotides long. Its product is annotated as lipopolysaccharide-induced tumor necrosis factor-alpha factor homolog. The transcript is spliced from 4 exons. The coding region runs from base 1487 to 2047 and encodes 186 amino acids. Gene Ontology annotation, molecular function: zinc ion binding. NCBI's taxonomy places the organism in Eukaryota, Metazoa, Chordata, Actinopteri, Cypriniformes, Cyprinidae. The record is from RefSeq and is a predicted model, not a curated record.